GAUGUUUAUGUUUUAAGCCAGUUCACUUAUUUUCUUUUACUUAAUCAGCUUACUUAAAUUCUGAGUGUGACUUUUAUUGUUUUUAAAAGUGCAAAUAGUAAAAAGAAAUCAGUAUAAAGUUGUAUCGUGAUGUGUGUUAAGAACUUUCCCGUUUUGUAGCAAGUAGAACUGACCUAAACUUUGGCUGGAUAUUCUCUAUACACAACAUUCACUGAUGAAAUUGUAUGCUCCUGCCUCUGAUUAACUCCUAUUGUGCUUAUUAGCUAUUAAUAGAAUGGAUUACAAAAUAAGAAAAGAAGUAAUUCAUGCUGGAAAAGAAUUCAAGCCAAUUGGUAAUGGCUCAAAGGUUUACUUUCAUUUUCAAACCAAACUAUGUGAUCAAGAUGAAACCCUGAUAGAUGACAGUCACAAGUUGGGAAAACCAAUGGAGUUGGUUUUAGGUAAAAAAUUCAAAUUGGAGGUUUGGGAAACGAUUGUUCAAGCCAUGGCAGUUGGAGAAAUAGCAAAGUUCUCCGUUGACAAGAGUUUAGUGGGAUCGUACCCGUUUGUAUCAAAGACCUUGAGAGAUGCGGGCAAACCCAACUCUCAAAGAGUCCACUGCUGUGGGACGACUCUUCAGAAUCAGGGCAUCGGACAUGAAGAUCUCAAUCAGCUGAUCAAAGAGCCACAAGAUCUUCAGUUUGUUAUUGAACUUCUGAAAGUGGAAAACGCAGGAGAAUAUGAGAGGGAAAGUUGGCAAUUGUCGGAGGAUGAGAAGUUGGCAGCAGUGCCACGACUACGAGAACAGGGUAACCUACUGUACCAACAGAAACAAUAUCAAGCUGCCGCUGACAAGUACGCUGAGGCCAUCGGCUACAUAGAACAACUGUUGCUAAAAGAGAAACCUCGAGAUGUGGAGUGGAAUGAUUUAAAUGCCAAGAAGCUGCCUCUCCUGCUAAACUACGCACAGUGCAAGCUCCUACUGAAGGACUAUUAUCCAGUGAUCGAACACUGUUCGACUGUUCUAGAGUUUGAACCAGAAAACGUCAAGGCUCUGUUCAGACGAGGCAAGGCUCACGGAGCUGUGUGGAAUAUGAAGGAAGCAAAAGAAGAUCUUGAACGAGCUGCAGAACUGGAUCCAUCCCUUGGCUCGACUGUUCGCGCGACGCUGUCUUCAAUAAGCACCACGGUGAAACAGCGAGAUGCCGCGGUCAAGGAACAGCUGGCUGGAAAAAUGUUCUAGCGUAGCCGUUGCGAUAUAUUUUACUGUCUGAGGGAUCAAUUUCUAACCGACUGAUCUUAAAAUUUAUUUAUACUAAACCUUAACUUUUUAUGAGACUGCGACGUCCUUAAACUAGCUUUUUAUAAUAAGUAUUUUGAUGUAUAUUGUGUGUUUACAAACUGGUAAUGUACUGGCUGUCAGUGCUCAAAAUAUAUGUUAGACUAGUAGUAGAAAGUUUAAAUAAUUUGCCCAGUUUGUUAAAACAAUCUUGUAAAAGAUUUAUUAUUCCUGAAAUUAGUGUGUUCAAUGUUUUACUACUCAUAUAACUUAAUGUGUUAUUACUAAAGUUAUCUCACUUCCAAUUAGUUUUACAGUCUAACCUUGAUAUAACGAACCUUGAUAUAACAAAUUCCUUGAUAUAACGAAUUUUUUUUAAUCCCCUAGAACUCUCCAUAAGACACAAUGUAUAUUUUACCUCUACAUAACGAACAAACCAUAACAACCACCUUGAUUUAACGAAUUUUUCGUGAUUUCGGCUAAAAUAAGACACCUCAAUAUAACGAAUUUAUCAUUGUCAGAACCUCUACAUAGCGAAUUUAACCUCUGCAUAACGAAUUGCCUACAUCUUUCCCUCGAUAUAACAAAUCCCCCACCCAAUUAUUGUUUUGGGAAAAACUGUUUCUUUAUCAAAUGAAAUGGAAAGGUCACGUCAUCGCUUGCGCUAACAUUCGUCUGCUCCACACAUCUCUGUCUACUGUCGCUGCGCGCGCUAUGUUGCAACUUGCAACUGAGAACUGAUUUCAUUCACUGAGGUGAGGACUGAUGACGAGGACGACGUAAUGUUCAGUAAGCUGUGAUUGGGCGAUAAGUAACUAUGGGGAAUUGUACAAUUUUUGGAUAAAGAGAAACCUAAGAAAGAAUAUAAAAACAAAACCAAAGAGAAAGAAUAGCAACAUCAUUAUUUUAACAUUCCUUUUACGAGCGUUUUUAUUAUCCUUAAGUUGGCUAUGAUUAUACACUUUUAUAAUGACUUAUCUAAUAAUUAAAUUGUUUUCAAUACGAUUUGUUUCAACUAGCAACACCAAUGCUGAUUAUUAUUGACAUUCCUCUGUUGUGAUUAAUCAGUACUGUACUGUAAGUAGCCUACCGGCCUAUCGCGAGCAGUAGCUUACAAAACUUUCUGCUGUUUUGUUUUGUUCUUUGUUCUUUACAUGGUUUAUGACUACACAAUACAGUGUUUGGAUAGGUUUUAGGAGGGUUAGAACAAGCUGUGAUUUUAAACUUACAGUUUUUAACCUGUACCAAGGUCAAGCCAAAAAAAAAAAACAACUCAAACAAUACUUGAUUAAACGACCAUAUUAUAAAUUAACUAGCUGACCCGGCGAACUUCGUAUCGCCUAAGUUAUAGGUUUCCCCUAAGACAGACCGAUGGAAAGAAAGUACCGUUACGUUUAAUUUUCAAGAUGAUCUCGUUCGCAUCGCUCAAUCACGUCCUGGUUGAAGUUCGUUCGCUACGCUCACUCACCUUUGGGUUGGAGCUCGUUCGCUACGC
Macrosteles quadrilineatus (aster leafhopper) is the source of this 2753-nucleotide messenger RNA. RefSeq names its product AH receptor-interacting protein-like. Bases 275 to 1222 code for a protein of 315 amino acids. The transcript has 6 exons. Gene Ontology annotation, molecular function: peptidyl-prolyl cis-trans isomerase activity; protein binding. Lineage: Eukaryota; Metazoa; Arthropoda; Insecta; Hemiptera; Cicadellidae. The record is from RefSeq and is a predicted model, not a curated record.